GAGCAGUCUGCAAAGACAGCACGGACACACCACCAGACAGGAAGAGAGGCAGAAAAGGGAGGAGGCCAGCAGCUGGCCUGCUAACCACUUGGAGAGGAAAGAUUGAGAGAGGAGGGGUGAGAGAAAAAAAGGGGAGUAUACAGUCUCCUCUGCCCUUCUUUGCUACUGCAGCCCCCCUCCCUCUCUGUAUGAUUCUCUUUCUUUCUCUUUCCCCUUACUCAUCUGUUUCUGUGGCUGCGCUGAGAGGAAGGGCACCUGCCGCUCCCUGAUGAUUCAGCCUUUCAGCUGCCUGGAGUUCUACAGACACAACAGCAUGUCCCUCCUGCCACUGCAGUGCCUGGCCGUCCUGUCCUCUGCACUACAGUUGCUGCAGCUGCAGCCGGCCCAUCACGUCGACAUUGCCUGUUCUUCCUCUUCUGCCCAAGUGUCCAGCAAAUAUGGCGAUUGUACAGACCCAUGAUUGUGUGUGUUCUGAAAAAGCAUGAGUAAGGAACUCCUUACCCUAAUGCACAGGCUGACUACAUAUCUUCCGGACUGUUAACGAGGUUCAACUGUCUGAAGGGCAUUUUUACUUUCCCCUGAAAUCCCAGCUCUGACUUUGUGUCCUCAUGAUAGAAAACACAGCCAAGGACACGGGUGGCAGACAGCCACUGUGUGAUGCUUUGAGUUAAAAGUUGAGGUCUUCAGGGACACUUCAUCCAGCAGUUCGAAAGGAUGACUGAGGGAAUGGAGGAUUUCUAUGCAGGGCCAGCUCCUCCUCCUGGAUCAUCCUCCCCCACCAGCUCUACUGUUGAUACUGGACAAGUCCCAGAGGAGAAACCAGAGGAGACAGAGGCAGUUGGCGAGAGAGGGGAGGAGGAUGCAGAGGAAACUGCAGAAGGAGGAGGUGAUGGCGAUGGGGAGCAUGUGGGGGCUUUGGGAAUUGUGGCCUUGCCUGGGACCUGCUGCGUGUGCAUAGAGAUGGAACAGAUUAAUAAAUGCCUGCACUCUGAGAAAAUCUGCAUUCUGCCCAUCCUAGCCUGCCUUCUUAGCUUAGCCCUCUGCACAGCUGGCCUCAAAUGGGUCUUUGUGGAUAAGAUCUUUGAGUAUGACCCACCCACACACUUAGAUCCUAAACCUAUCGGACAGGACCCAAUUAUUAUAUCAGUUGACCCCAGGCUGGAAAUAACUGUCUCAAUUCCUCAUUUAGCUCCCUCUACUGUCUCCCUAUCCACAACCAUCGCCAUUACUCCAGGACAUCCUGAAGUUUUAGUGGAAGAGAAAUUUACACAAGGGCCGUACGUGCCUCAGUCUCCAAGAGGGGUGGAACCCUCUGUGACACUGAAAUACAACGCUGAACAUCCCACCGUCCCAAAGCAGACUGCACACCCCCAGACAGCACAGGAAUUAAACAACAUCAUCCCGACUAUCUCUACCACCAGCACCUCCACUGCAGUCAAGACUUCCAGUCAUGUGACACGCUGCAGUGACAGCCAGAGGAACUACUGUGUUAACGGAGGGGAGUGCUUCACCCUUGAAAUUAUGCCAGGCAGUACAAAGUUUCUCUGCAGGUGUCCAAAUGAAUUUACUGGUGAUCGCUGCCAAAACUAUGUAAUGGCCAGCUUUUACAAAGCUGAGGAGCUGUAUCAGAAACGUAUUUUAACAAUAACAGGAAUCUGCAUUGCGCUCCUAGUCGUUGGACUCAUGUGUGUGGUUGCCUACUGCAAAACAAAGAAGCAGAGGAAGAAAUUACGUGACCGUCUGAGGCAGAGCCUGAAGAAUAAGAGGAACAACAAUACCAAAGCAGACAUUGGCUCCAACCUUGCAGGCUCUACCAGAGGAUGUCAGAGUUCUAACUUGCCACUUCAAGAUCUGAAGCUUGUCAAUCAAUGUAAUGGGAUGACUAUGCAGCAUGCAGCUGAGGAGACAGAUACAACCGUCUCUACAAGCAAAUACCCCUUAUGUGCACAUGAACCUACUGAGCUCACCCACAUCUCCAGCCAAAGGUUUGCAUCUGCCAUGGCAAACUUGACUCGACUGUCUCCAGAGUCCUGGACCUCUCCGAUAACCCCAGGGUCUCCUCCAUCAGAGACGUCACCCCCCCUUUCCAGCCUGGCCAUCUCUGUCCCCUCAGUGGCUUUAAGCCCUUCUGGUGAGGAGGAGCGCCCCUUGUUGUUGUCAGGCAUGGGUCAUCAACAAAGGUUGACGAGCCAAGAUGAACAGAAGAGGACCUCUUUCCACUACAAUCAUGGUCAUGUGGCACAUAGCUUACCACCUAGUCCACUGCUUAGUGUGGAGAAUGUUAACUACCAAAUAGGAGAUGAUAAUGCCGCAGCUCUCAUGCUUUCAGCAUCAAGUGGGAAAUUAAUUAAUACAAACAAAAAUAUCAAUGACUACAGCAUGAAUAGAAUCACUGGCCACAUGCUGCAUUACAUGGAGUCUAGUGGCGACAGCAUGUUAGUGAGUGAAACAGAGGAGCCUCAGGGGGAACAGACACACUUCCUUAGCACAGAUAGCACUACAACCCCUUUGCUCAAGGCCAUGGACAGCAACAGGACUAACCCAGCAUCGCCACAUGAUGGCCUGCAAGUCAUGUCAUCCUACCCUACCAUCAAACAAGAUCCAAUUGCUGUGUAAAGUAAAAAGAAAUUGCAGAGAAUCCUUUGUGUUGAGGGGAAAAAAUGAAAUCACAAUUAAACCUUUAUUUUAUAUACAUUAUUUGCUGUGUAAAGACUUUUAAAGAAUGAAAAAUGAAACUUUUAUUUUAGUGAUGUAGUGAAUAAAGAGUUUUAUAUUAAAAAAAUGUACAUAUGUGGUCAUGUCUUGUAGGUAAAGUGCCAUACACUACUAUGUAGCAGCUGUUCACAGUAGAUUGGAGUGCAGAAAAUAUCAAUGGUGCCUUUCUGUUUAAUAUGCUUAAAGGAACUGUAACAUCAGAUACUGGGCCAUGUAUCACUAUCUUAAUCUUCCAGUAAACAUUGAAAAAAAACUUACUGGCUGCUUUUAACGUCCUGCUGCUGAAAGUGCCCACCGACACGAUAGUUUAAAAGUAGGUAAAAAUAAAUAGUAAAUAGGUUCAAGGUGCAUGCUGUGUUCUAAAAUGCUGUGAUGAAAUAACAAGCAGUUUGUGUUUUCCUCUGCAGCCAUCUGACUUGAUUUGUCACACAGGCUUUCUCACUGAGACUUUCUCCAGGAAUAUAGUUUUGAUCUUCAAUGUCAGAUUGAUAUUUAUGAAUACAUUGUUAAUCAGCUCAUUACUUGCAUUUGAUGAGAGGUGGAGGUGAUGUUAGAGAUCAUGAUGUUCAAUUCUUCCCUGGACUACCCAAUAGAUGACCUGUUUGAUUCAGCAUCCUGCUGGGUACAUAUUACUAUAACUGGUAGAUCAAUGUGCAGUCUGGCUCUUUAAUAUUACUUAUACUAACACCUAUAUGCUUAUCAUAAACCUAUACAUUUUUUUGUGUCUAAUUCUUUAUUGGGUUUCUAAGUUAAAGGGCUACCGCAAUGUUGUAGUAUUUCCACAACAUUUAGAGAACGGUUCAUCUGAAACAGCAGAGGAAUUAUUUCCUGACUUCAGGUUCCUGGCAUGGUCAAGCUUGAUGCUGAAUCCUAUGUUUCCCAUCAUUUUUGAAAGUACAUUUCCAUUUAAAGCUUUAUUUUUUUUAUGCUGGCAGGCGUUCACAUCUUCACUGAGUCUAGACUGACUCAGUUAAGGUGGUGCCCCCAAAGACAGAACUACUAGUGUGAAGACCAGCAAUUUUCCAUUGUGGCAUCUUUAAAUCAAAAGUAUGUAUAAAUAUCCACAAAGUGUGUACUGAAUGAUAUGCUGAAUAUAUGGCUCAUUUCAUCCUGUGUGAAGACAUCAUGUGCUCCUAAGCUUGGGGCGUAAAGAAACUGCUACAUCUAUAUGAUAACUAACUGCUUUAAUUUGAGUCAUAUCUCUGAUAGAUUCUUAUUUUCCAAAUUUAACUUGUUACAACCUCCAAAGAUUGUAUGCACUGAUGUUUUCAAUUACCACAGCUUGUGUACAAAUGUGCAGUCUUAUUGUACUUGUGAUUUCAAAAACAGAGUUUGGACAGUGUCUGCUUGUAUGAGCAUAGUUUAUGAAAAUCUGCCAAAGACUGUCACUUCUGACUCCUAGAAUAAAUACACUUUUGAAAAGUAAAUCAAAAAUAACAAUUAUUGGACUCUGUGGUGAGCCAUAGUUUCUGAAAAUGUAUGUAUAGAGAAUCAGCAGUCAGCCUAGCAUAUGAUUAAGUAUGACGACGUGGACAUGCUGCUCCAUUUGUGUUUUACUGUAUCUUAUACCUGAUGAAGAUUAUUUGUAAUUUAUUUGGUAGUCCAAUAGUAGUUGUGGUUAUAUAAUAUAUACGGUCAUAUUUAGCAAAUUUAGUUUAAAAAAGGUAACAUAACAUAUGGUCAUUUCAUCUACAUGGUUAUUUGAACUAAACAGGUGAUAACCAUUUGCACAUUUGGGCACUUGUAUGCUUAACAUAACUCACAAUGCAUUGCUUUUAGAAGUAGGAGUGUCUUCAAAUUCUGUAAAUAUAUAAUGAAAAACUUUAGCACUGUUGUUUAUUAUUGAAUAUUAAAGUGUUUUGUGUCUCAGA
This is a messenger RNA of Amphiprion ocellaris (clown anemonefish), 4586 nucleotides long. It is a transcript of the gene nrg1, whose product is annotated as neuregulin 1. The transcript is spliced from 8 exons. Gene Ontology annotation, biological process: activation of transmembrane receptor protein tyrosine kinase activity; intracellular signal transduction; cell differentiation. Gene Ontology annotation, molecular function: protein tyrosine kinase activator activity; chemorepellent activity. The record is from RefSeq and is a predicted model, not a curated record. Bases 715 to 2616 code for a protein of 633 amino acids. NCBI's taxonomy places the organism in Eukaryota, Metazoa, Chordata, Actinopteri, Pomacentridae.